AUGCGGUCAACGACCUUGUCUGGAGCAGCAUUGCUGUCGCUGCUUCAGUUUGUUUAUCCUGUUUAUAGCACAGCCUCCAAUGACCGCGUCGCAGGAUGCCUAGGCAGAAACGGCGGAUCAAGCACAGGACCCCAAUUCAGCAAAAACGUAUACAAGACCGAUUUCGAUGGGGUAACUUGGGACGAAGACAAUUGGCUGCUCAGCACAACACAAUUGAAGCAGGGCGCGUUUGAAUCGCGAGGCUCUGUAGCCAAUGGGUACCUUGGCAUCAACGUCGCCAGUGUCGGGCCCUUCUUUGAGCUCGACACUGCAGAGAACGGCGACAUCAUCAGCGGCUGGCCUUUAUUCUCCAGGCGUCAGUCGUUUGCAACCAUUGCUGGGUUCUGGGACUCUCAGCCAGUCAUGAAUGGGACAAACUUCCCGUGGAUCUCCCAGUAUGGAUCUGAUACCGCCAUCAGUGGCAUUCCGCACUGGAGUGGGCUCAUCUUGGAUCUCGGCGACAAUACCUAUCUUGACGCUACGGUUGACAACCGAACCAUCUCCCACUUCCGAUCGACCUAUGACUACAAGGCUGGAGUAUUGAGCUGGUCAUACAAGUGGACUCCCAAAGGCAACAAGGGAAGCUUCGAUAUCAGCUAUCGCAUCUUCGCCAACAAACUAUAUGUUAACCAAGCUGUGGUCGACAUGGAAGUUACCUCGUCCAAGAAUGUGCAGGCAUCAAUUGUCAAUGUUCUUGAUGGCUUUGCUGCCGUCCGUACUGACUUUGUGGAGUCUGGACAAGACGGCAAUGCCAUCUUCUCAGCUGUACGACCAAAUGGCGUUUCCAAUGUUACGGCUUUUGUGUAUGCCGACAUUACUGGCUCUGGGGGAGUAAACCUGGCGAGCCGCAAGAUUGUGCAUGGCAAGCCAUACGUACACACCAACGCAUCUUCCAUCGCACAGGCUGUUUCAGUCAAAUUUUCCGCAGGUCAUGCCGCACGCGUGACCAAGUUUGUUGGAGCUGCAUCUUCCGACGCCUUCAAGAACCCCAGGCAAAUUGCCAAGAAUGCAGCUGCCACAGCACUGAGCAAUGGAUACACCAAGUCUCUUGACCACCAUGUUACAGAGUGGGCAAAUGUCAUGCCCGAAAGCUCUGUCGACAGCUUCGCCGAUCCUAAGACUGGCAAGCUUCCAGCAGACAACUAUAUCAUUGACUCUGCUAUUAUGGCCGUUACUAACGCUUACUAUCUUCUCCAAAACACAGUCGGCAAAAAUGGAAGCAAGGAAGCCAACGGAGCUCCAGUUAAUGUCGACAGCAUUUCUGUCGGUGGGCUGACCUCCGACUCUUAUGCUGGACAAGUCUUUUGGGAUGCUGACCUCUGGAUGCAACCCGGCCUGGUAGCCGCUCACCCUGAAGCCGCUGAGAGAAUCACCAACUACCGUCUCGCAAGAUAUGGCAUGGCCAAGGAAAAUGUCAAGACUAACUUUGCGGGUUCCCAAAAUGAGACCUUCUUCUCUGCGGAUGCUGCCGUUUUCCCGUGGACCAGUGGCCGUUAUGGAAACUGCACUGCUACUGGCCCUUGCUGGGAUUACGAGUAUCACUUGAAUGGAGAUAUUGGCCUGUCUCUAGUCAACCAAUGGGUUGUAAGCGGCGAUACCAAGUACUUCCAAGAGAACCUCUUCCCGAUUUACGACUCAAUCGCUCAGCUGUACGGGAACUUGCUGAAGCCCAACAAGACAUCAUGGACAUUGACCAACAUGACUGAUCCUGAUGAGUACGCAAACCAUGUCGAUGCUGGCGGAUACACAAUGCCCCUCAUUGCGGAACACCUACAGAACGCAAACACAUUCCGCAAGCAAUUUGGUAUCGAGCAGAACAAGACUUGGACUAACAUGGCGUCCAAUGCGCUGGUACUUCGAGAAAAUGGCGUCACGUUGGAGUUCACAACCAUGAAUGGCAGUGCUGUGGUUAAACAGGCAGAUGUGAUCAUGGUCACCUAUCCCUUAAGCUACACCACCAACUACAGCUCUCAAGACGCUCUCAACGAUUUGGAUUAUUAUGCUAACAAGCAAUCUCCUGAUGGACCUGCCAUGACCUACGCAUUCUUCUCCAUCGUUGCCAACGAAAUCUCUCCCUCAGGAUGCUCGUCAUACACCUACGCUCAGUACGCCUACAAGCCAUACGUUCGCGCCCCAUUCUAUCAAAUCUCAGAGCAGCUUAUUGAUGAUGCUGAGAUCAACGGUGGCACCCACCCGGCCUAUCCAUUCCUCACUGGCCACGGCGGCGCUAACCAAGUCGUUCUCUUCGGCUACCUUGGACUCCGCCUCGUGCCUGAUGACUUCAUUCACAUUGAUCCAAACCUGCCUCCGCAGAUCCCCUAUAUUAGAUACAGAACGUUCUACUGGCGCGGUUGGCCUAUCUCCGCUUGGUCUAACUAUACUCACACUACAAUUAGCCGUGCCAGCGGCAUCGCUGCGCUUGAUGGAGCGGAUCAGCGCUUUGCUGGAAAGACUAUAACCAUCCACGCUGGGUCUGAACACAACCCGACAGCUUAUCAACUGCCUGUCAAGGGAUCUGUUGUUGUUCCUAACAGGCAGCUUGGCUCUCAGCAAACGUAUGCUGGCAACUUGGUGCAGUGCAACGCCGCUAGCUCCCCUAACACUUAUGUGCCUGGUCAAUUCCCCAUUGCAGCCGUGGAUGGUGCUACGUCUACCAAGUGGCAGCCCGCCUCUGCUGCCGAUGUAAGCUCUAUUACAGUAACACUCGACCAAGAGGAUGUCGGAUCCCUAGUGUCAGGCUUCCAUUUCGACUGGGCUCAGGCACCUCCUGUCAACGCAACAAUCAUUUUCCACAACGAGGCCAUUAGUGACCCAGCAGCGGCUUUGAAGUCCCAAAAGCAUAACUCGAAUUUCAAGGUUGUCACAUCUUUGACCAAUAUCAAGCAGUCUAACCCCUACGAUAUCCAUACCACUGACUUGAAUGUCAUUGCCAUUCCCAUUGGAAACACGACCAAUGUCACUCUAUCUCAACCUGUUGCUGCAUCUCGAUAUGCAUCGCUGCUUAUUGUGGGCAACCAGGGUCUCGACCCUGUAGACGUUGCGGCAAAGAACGGCACUGGGGCUACUGUGGCAGAGUGGGCCAUUUUUGGACACGAGAAGGGACAUACCAGCACUCCCAGCCCUCACAAUAAGAGAAGACUGAAUGUACGAGCAGCGGCUGCCAUGUCUGACCCAGCCAGCCUUGUGCGUCGGCCUCAGUAG
Trichoderma asperellum CBS 433.97 is the source of this 3240-nucleotide messenger RNA. RefSeq lists its product as uncharacterized. Lineage: Eukaryota; Fungi; Ascomycota; Sordariomycetes; Hypocreales; Hypocreaceae. Gene Ontology annotation, molecular function: alpha,alpha-trehalase activity; carbohydrate binding. Gene Ontology annotation, cellular component: fungal-type cell wall. The record is from RefSeq and is a predicted model, not a curated record. Gene Ontology annotation, biological process: trehalose catabolic process.